This is a messenger RNA of Gadus chalcogrammus (walleye pollock), 1992 nucleotides long. Its product is annotated as ATP-sensitive inward rectifier potassium channel 12-like. NCBI's taxonomy places the organism in Eukaryota, Metazoa, Chordata, Actinopteri, Gadiformes, Gadidae. Gene Ontology annotation, biological process: potassium ion import across plasma membrane; regulation of monoatomic ion transmembrane transport. Gene Ontology annotation, molecular function: inward rectifier potassium channel activity. The record is from RefSeq and is a predicted model, not a curated record. Gene Ontology annotation, cellular component: plasma membrane.
AACAACUACAAGACGAGCGAAAAGGGAUUCGUGUUCCCAACAGCAUGAAACGUCAUCUCUAAAGUAAUUUGGAGCCACCGUCACAUAAGGAGAUGUAUACCCGGGAUGAGGUGCUGACAUGUCCUGCAGGACAGAUUUGAUCCCUCAUCGUCUCCUCAUCCCUACAACAGGAUUUUAAUGGUUGGAACGAUCCGUCCCAGAAUCCACUACUGCCACCAGAGACACAGUCUGGUUAUCACUGGAGCCAUGGGAGCAGUAAGAGUCAACAGAUACAGCAUCGUAUCCACAGACGACGACACCCUGAAGAUCUCCAGCCUGGGUCUCCACAACGGCCACGGGCCCCUCGCACAGCAGACCCUGGCUGGGGCCCGGGGCAGGAGCGAGGAGGGGGGCGGAGACGGAGACGGAGGAGGAGGAGGAGGAGCAGGGGGGGUCAUAUCCCUGAGAGCGGCCAGCGAGCCGGUCCUGUACAACGGGCGGCGGCCCUCCCCCUCGCGGCGGCUGGGCGUGGACCUGGCCAUGGGCUGGGGCCUGCACAAGGGCCGCCUGCGCAGCCGCUUCGUCAGGAAGAACGGCCAGUGCAACGUGGUCUUCAACAACAUGGAGGACAAGCCGCGGCGCUACCUGGCCGACAUCUUCACCACCUGCGUGGACAUCCGCUGGCGCUACAUGUUCCUCAUCUUCACCACCACCUUCCUCCUCUCCUGGCUGCUGUUCGGCCUGGUGUUCUGGGGCGUGGCGUUGGUGCACGGGGACUUUGACCUCCGACUGACCCCGGGAGGGGCGGGGCAGCCCGCCGAGGUCACGCCGGGCGGCCCCGAGUGGCGGCCCUGCAUCCUCCACGUGCAGGGCUUCAUCGGGGCUUUCCUCUUCUCCAUCGAGACGCAGACCACCAUCGGCUACGGCUUCCGCUGCGUGACGGAGGAGUGCCCGGCCGCCGUGCUGACGGUGGUGGUGCAGUCCAUCGUGGGCUGCAUCAUUGACUCCUUCAUGAUCGGCACCAUCAUGGCCAAGAUGGUGCGGCCCAAGAAGCGCGCGCAGACGCUGCUGUUCUCGCACAACGCCGUGGUGGCGCUGCGCGACGGCAAGCUCUGCCUCAUGUGGCGCAUGGGCAACAUGCGCAAGAGCCACAUCGUGGAGGCGCACGUGCGGGCGCAGCUCAUCCGGCCGCACGUGACGGAGGAGGGCGAGUACCUGCCGCUGGAGCAGAAGGACAUCGACGUGGGCUACGAUGACGGCCUGGACCGCCUCUUCCUGGUGUCGCCGCUGGUGGUGGUGCACGAGAUCAACAAGAACAGCCCGCUGUACUGCCUGAGCCGCGACGAGCUGCAGAGGGACAACUUUGAGAUCGUGGUGAUCCUGGAGGGCAUGGUGGAGGCCACGGCCAUGACCACGCAGGCCCGCAGCUCCUACCUGGCCCGCGAGAUCCUGUGGGGCCACCGCUUCGAGCCGCUGGUGUUCGAGAAGGGCUACCGCUACCACGUGGACUACUCCCGCUUCCACCAGACCUACGAGGUGCCCGCCACGCCCCUCUGCAGCGCCAAGGAUCUCUACCACAUGCGGGGCCGGGACCCCUGCGCCACCCCCCCCUCCUCCUCCUCCUCCUCCUCCUCCUCUGGCUCGCGCUCCCCGUCGCCGUUCGUGCCGCGGGUCAACCACCGCCUGCUGCCCCCGCACUCGCCCAGCGCCUUCUGCUACGAGAACGAGGUGGCGCUGUGCUGCGGCGACGAGGAGGAGGAGGGGCCGGAGGGGGAGGAGGAGGAGGAGGAGGAGGAGGAGCGGGGACCGGAGCUGCAGGAGGAGAGGCAGGAGCUGAUGCAGGCCAAGAAGGAGGUGGGCUGGAACGACCUGCGUCUGGGCUUCCAAAGAGCAGUUUUUGGGGAGGAGCAGGCCGCGGAGGCGCUGUGCGUCCUGGACAUAGAGAGCCAGAUCGACUACGACCGCCUCCAGCCGGCGCUCCCGCUGUACAUCAGCAGGGAGUCCGGGGUGUGA